Musa acuminata subsp. malaccensis (wild Malaysian banana) is the source of this 1141-nucleotide messenger RNA. RefSeq names its product glucuronoxylan 4-O-methyltransferase 3. Gene Ontology annotation, biological process: xylan biosynthetic process; plant-type secondary cell wall biogenesis. NCBI's taxonomy places the organism in Eukaryota, Viridiplantae, Streptophyta, Magnoliopsida, Zingiberales, Musaceae. Gene Ontology annotation, cellular component: Golgi apparatus. The record is from RefSeq and is a predicted model, not a curated record.
UUUCUCACAAGCCACCCUCUCACUCUCAAUAUAACUUGAUGCAGGACCAAGUCUCGUUGCCACACUCUCUCCAUUUGCCAGCACCAUGAAGGCCAAGGGUCCGAACACCAUCAACCCAAAGCUGCUUCUUCUCGGGUUCUUGCUUGCAUUUCUUCUCCUUUACCUGCUCGCGUCUGGUUACUCAUCCUCACCAACUCCAGAGACCACCUCAGUGGAAGCAUCGGCAGCAACUCGAGUACCUGCAUGCACAAAGAUCCCACCCUCGCUUGGAGAAACCAUCAUCCACUACGCCACCUCAAACAUCACUCCCCAGCAAACCCUGCGAGAGAUCUCCGUCACAGCUAAAGUUUUGGAGCGGAAGUCUCCCUGCAACUUCCUUGUCUUCGGCCUCGGCCAUGACAGCCUCAUGUGGAGCGCACUGAACCACGGCGGGCGCACCGUCUUCCUCGAAGAAGACAAGAAAUGGAUCGAGAGUGUCACACAGAAGUUCCCGACGUUGGAGGCGUACCACGUGAGUUAUGACACGAAGGUGAGCCAGGCCGACGAGCUGUUGGAGUCAGGGAAGUCGACAGGCUGCAUGGUGUUGGAAGACACCAAGUUUUCCAGGUGCCCGUUGGCACUGACCAAGUUGCCGGAUGUGUUCUAUGAGGUGGACUGGGACUUGAUCAUGGUGGAUGCACCCACCGGCUACUUCCCACAGGCGCCGGGGAGGAUGGGCGCAAUCUACACGGCGGGCAUGGCAGCUCGAGGGAGGAGGAGGGAGGGGGAUACCGAUGUUUUCGUGCAUGAUGUGGAUAGAGCGGUGGAGGAUAAGUUCUCAAAGACCUUCCUGUGUCAGGGUUACUUGAAAGAAGAGGAGGGAAGGAUAAGGCACUUCACCAUCCCCAGCCACAGAGCUAAUCCAGAGAUCUCAUUCUGUCCUUCAUAAGGCGGUUGAGAAAAGUGUCAGCAGUAGUUAAAAGGUGGUCAUACUAUUAUUAUUCGUUGUCAUCUUUUGGGAACACUUUUGAGUUAUUUUUUGACUUUAAUAGUUGUGAUCUUUAUGGACCUAAUAAUUCUGCUGUACUCGUUGAACGUAGAUCGAUCUAUGUAUCGUUCAUAUUCUCCGAUAGUGUUUCUGAUAAAAUCAAUCAUUGAUGAA